Molecule: messenger RNA, 801 nt
Organism: Cotesia congregata
Lineage: Eukaryota; Metazoa; Arthropoda; Insecta; Hymenoptera; Braconidae
Source: the annotation of a GenBank genome assembly
AUGGACGAAUUAUUGAAGCUUAAGCGGAAGUUGGCAAUUGAAAAUAAUAAUAAUAAUGUUAAAAGAGGUGAUAUGGAUCCAACUGAAGUGGAUUAUUCUUUGCUCGAGGACAAAAUCGAUGACAAGGUUCCUAAAAGAGGUGACAUUGUUACCAGAAACAAAAGGUCUGAUGAUUAUGAUGGUGAUGAUGAUGAUGAUGAUUAUUAUUAUGAAGACGAUGAUGACCUUUGGGGGUUUGGUGAGAAUGACGGUCUGGAUCUGAUCAAUGAAGAGUAUGCUAAUUUAGAUCAGCCAGCGAUGGAAUUCAGGAAGAAAGAAACCAUAGAGGUACCGAAGGUCAGGGAAGAAGAAUUAGAGAGGAAGUUAAGAGAUUACAUUGCUAGGAAUCGUCCGAUUAACUUGAGGAAUAGAAAGGUUGAUCGGAAGGAGCAUGAGGCCAUGCUCAGAAGGUUAAACGAACUUCCUGUGGCUGCGAAGAUUGUUAUCGAUCAGCCGAAGUUUCAAUCAAGGAAUGAUUUUGAACGUGAUGUUGAUUUUCCUGAAAUAAAUCCAAGCCACAAAGGCAUUCAAGUGAAGAAUUUUCCAGUAUCACGACGACCGUCUCACCCGAAAAAACCCCCACCAGAAGCCUGUGUGUGGGCUAUAGUUCAAUGCUGCCCUCGUUCGGGAUCAAAGGACGUUGAUCGACAGGUGGUCGCUUGCUUCGAGUACAUGGCUUGUCCAGGUGUCGCUAAUUGGAACUCCGAUCUCUGUCGAGGACCUUUUGCUAGUGCCGCCAGGGCGGAGAUUAUCAAAACUUAA